GAUUGCUUGAGCGACACACAGACAGAUUAGUUUACUCUAGAUCUUCGGUGUAGAUUUUCGUUAGGAAUUCAUCCACGAGUGACAAAUAAACAGUAACAGAAAUAUAUUUUCUUGAAGAUGAUGGGAGAUUUCCAAACCCGGAACCUUCAACCCAAGAAGAACCCCAUCAGUGACGAUUACAGAAUCACGGGGAGUGUAUUGGGUUUGGGUAUCAAUGGAAAAGUGGUGGAAUGUUUUAACAAAAUAAAUAAUAGGAAAUGUGCUCUUAAGGUUUUACGGGAUAUACCAAAAGCACGGCGAGAAGUAGACCUUCAUUGGAGGGCUUCAGGAUGUCGUCACAUUGUGGCCAUACUAGACGUGUAUGAGAAUGUUUACAGUGGACAGAAAUGUCUCUUGGUUGUAAUGGAAUGUAUGGAAGGAGGUGAAUUGUUCAACAGAAUACAAGAACGAGCAGACUCAGCCUUCACAGAGAGAGAGGCAGCAGCAAUCAUCACAGACAUUGCCAAAGCCAUUCACUUCCUUCACUCUGUCAACAUUGCCCACAGGGACCUAAAGCCAGAAAAUCUUCUGUAUACAAAGAAGGGAGCAGGAGGUGUGCUGAAACUGACUGACUUUGGGUUUGCCAAAGAGAUUCAUUCAAUAAAAAGUCUACAGACCCCCUGUUACACACCAUAUUAUGUGGCACCUGAGGUUUUGGGUCCAGAAAAAUACGACAAAUCCUGUGAUAUGUGGUCUCUAGGUGUUAUUAUGUAUAUUUUAUUGUGUGGUUAUCCACCAUUCUACAGUAAUCAUGGGGCAGCUAUUUCACCUGGAAUGAAGAAAAGAAUAAGGAAUGGACAGUACGAAUUUCCGAAUCCCGAGUGGAGCAAAGUAUCAAAAGACGCAAAAGAUUUAAUACGAGGUCUACUUAAGACAGUACCAGAGGAAAGGUUGUCCAUAGAAGAUGUGAUGAGAAACAAAUGGGUUGCUGACAACACAGAAGUUCCUGCUACUCCUUUGUUUUCGGCUAAAAUUCUACAGGAAGACAAGGAUAUGUGGCUAGACGUCCAGGAGGAGAUGACAAAUGCACUAGCAACAAUGCGAGUGGACUAUGAACAGUGUCAGAUCAAGAAUCUAGAGGACUCAGAUAAUCCAAUACUGAAAAAACGCAGGCAGCAAAGACAAGAAGGGGACCAACCCAUGUAGUUCAAACCAUAGAUUAGCAGCAAAGAAAUACAACUCAUCUGAUUGGUUAAUCACCUCUGAUCAUGUGACUAUAAAUUGACCCAGGAGACAUUCCAUUUAUGUUAACUCACAUGUUUUUGAAUGCAUUUCAGAUUUUGUUCAGGAGGAUAAUACCUGUUUAUUUAGUUUUCUUGCUUUGAUCUUCAAGUUGAAUUCAAUCCCACCAUUACUAUCCCAAGUGCACAUUUUCAACAAUGAAUUUAAGGGUCAUUUUCAUGUGCAGUGUCUUUAAUAUUCCUUUUUUCAGAGGAUAAAAAAAACACAC
Messenger RNA from Saccostrea echinata, 1489 nucleotides. RefSeq names its product MAP kinase-activated protein kinase 2-like. The transcript is spliced from 10 exons. The record is from RefSeq and is a predicted model, not a curated record. NCBI's taxonomy places the organism in Eukaryota, Metazoa, Mollusca, Bivalvia, Ostreida, Ostreidae. Gene Ontology annotation, molecular function: ATP binding; mitogen-activated protein kinase binding; calmodulin binding. Gene Ontology annotation, biological process: peptidyl-serine phosphorylation; protein autophosphorylation; intracellular signal transduction. Bases 118 to 1185 code for a protein of 355 amino acids. Gene Ontology annotation, cellular component: cytoplasm; nucleus.